GGAAGUGUAUUGACCACUGCAGGAAUAAAAGAGUCUGUCGAGGAGGCCGACGAUCACUCUCUCCUGACAGAACUCAGCAAGACCCCAACAUGAGACUUCUCCUCCUGGCCAUCCUGGGCGCCUGCUGCCUGGCCGCAUGCACUGUGGAAGGGGUGGGGAGUGAAGUCCCCGAAAGCAGUGUCUGUAUGAGUCUAAGAGUCCACCCACUGCCACUGAACAGAAUCAAGACCUACACCAUCAAGGAGGGCCCCAUGAGGGCAGUGAUUUUUAUUACCAAACGUGAAUUGAAAGUCUGUGCUCACCCAGAAGCCACGUGGGUGAAAAAGGCACUCAAAAGCAUUCACAGCAAGUCCAGCACCAGAAGAAACGUGACCCAGAUCCACCCAACAGGAGCCCAGCAGUCCACCUAUACGACAGUGACCCUGCCCCAAUAAAGGGCUUCCAGUACCCUGUCCCCUCCAUAGCUGGCCAGCUCAUGUCCUUCCACAAGCUCAAGGACUUGUUAGGUUAGACUCAUCUUUUUGAAAGUGCUGCAUGAGUAAAAUUAUAUUAUUGUAUUUUAAUUUUCAUGUCUUUCGUGUUCAUUUAGAUGCCAUAAUUAAUAAAUGUUUAUUGUUCAAAAUUA
This is a messenger RNA of Cavia porcellus (domestic guinea pig), 625 nucleotides long. RefSeq names its product lymphotactin. Gene Ontology annotation, biological process: eosinophil chemotaxis; immune response; positive regulation of T cell chemotaxis. The coding region runs from base 90 to 434 and encodes 114 amino acids. Lineage: Eukaryota; Metazoa; Chordata; Mammalia; Rodentia; Caviidae. The record is from RefSeq and is a predicted model, not a curated record. Gene Ontology annotation, molecular function: chemokine activity. Gene Ontology annotation, cellular component: extracellular region. The transcript is spliced from 3 exons.